Messenger RNA from Centruroides sculpturatus (bark scorpion), 8259 nucleotides. RefSeq names its product tight junction protein ZO-1-like. NCBI's taxonomy places the organism in Eukaryota, Metazoa, Arthropoda, Arachnida, Scorpiones, Buthidae. Gene Ontology annotation, molecular function: cell adhesion molecule binding. The coding region runs from base 28 to 5700 and encodes 1890 amino acids. Gene Ontology annotation, biological process: cell-cell adhesion; cell-cell junction organization; regulation of apoptotic process. The record is from RefSeq and is a predicted model, not a curated record. Gene Ontology annotation, cellular component: plasma membrane; bicellular tight junction. The transcript is spliced from 36 exons.
CGUCGGUCCAGUCCGCGCGACGACAAAAUGGCGGGGGUGACGGGUUUGUGGAGGGUUCUGGAGAGGCACAAGUCGAAAAUCGGUGCCUCGGAUGCGGACAAGAUCGUCUACGCGCUGCGCCAGAAAGGACUGAUCGGUGCGGACGAAGAACAGGCCACCAGAAACGAGAGAAGCCAGGAGAAGAAAGUGGAUGUGUUGGUCGACAUCCUGUCAAAAAAGGGGUUCGCCGUCUUUCGCGAGUUCUGCGCCACUCUGGAAGCCGUCUCUCCUUGUCUGCUCACCAGUUUCCUUCUCGACAUCUUCGAUUCUCUGAAUGAAGACAGGGCCACGGCGCAGAGUUUAAGAAGAGAACUCGCUCUCGGAGAUAGAAUACCCAUCGUUCGACCUCGAGAGAAAGACCGAAACAGUCUUUCGUCGAAGCCCGGAGGGUAUUUAUCCACCGGAAACGACCUUCGACCUCCGGCCUCGCUCGCCGAUCUUUCCUUCCGCAGAGAUCCUUUAUCGGCGGAAGAAUGGGACGGUCGGGUCAAGAGGUGGAGACACUCGGUGCCGUCACCGCAUUCCUUUCCCAGGACCGCUUCCGAUCCACAGAAACGCGACACCCGCCACGCGUUAACGACGCCGAUCCUAACGGGAACCCUUGGUGGUCGCCGGCCGGAACGGAAGAAUCGCUCCGUCACGCGUCCGACUUGGCGGCGUGGCGGACAUCGAACCGCGAAAUACUCGAUUCGACUGUCGUUCGGGAUCGAGAUCGCAAAGGCUAACGGGAAUACGGCGUCGAUACCAGAGUAUCGAAUUUCGAAUAUUAUCAAAGCGACGUCACGGAUACGGCGCGAGCGGCCCGCCGCCCUCUCGGGGUCGGAUUACGCGGCGAAGAAGACGGCCGAACAGAGGGCGGAUCUCCGCAAACCAUCGAAGAUGUCGCCGGCCGCGGUGCUCGACGACUGGCGCUCGAGGAGGACCAAAAAGGAUAAACGUUCGGGAAUUCGAGUCAGAGCCAGGAUACUCAAGGAUGGGCAACGCGUGACGUGGGAGUUCCGGACGGUGACGCUGACCAGGGUGCCCGGAUACGGGUUCGGCAUCGCCGUCAGCGGAGGAAGGGAUAACCCGCAUUUCGCCAACGGCGAUCCGGCUAUCGCGGUGUCGGACGUCCUCAAGGCGGGUCCGGCCGAAGGAAAACUCCGGGUCAAUGACCGCGUGAUUAGCGCCAACGGAAUAUCUUUGGAGAACGUCAACUACAACACGGCCGUACAAGUACUGAGAGACUGCGGACCUUCCGUCGAUUUGGUGAUCAAGAGAAGAGUGGUGCUGCCUCCUCCUCCCGACGAACCUCAAUCCAUCAAAAUAACUCUGACCAAGAGCAAGAAGAAAGAAGAUUUCGGUAUCGUUCUGGGCUGUCGCAUCUACGUCAAGGAAAUCACCAACAGGUCGCUGAUGGAGAAAGAAGGAGGCGUCCGAGAAGGAGACGUCAUCGUCAAGAUCAACGCGACCAGCACCGACGCCAUGAGUCUGAAAGAGGCGCGGAAACUGAUAGAGAACAGCAAAGAGAGGCUGCAACUGAUCGUCCGCCGGGAAGCGGGAAGACGCGACGACGCCUCCGAUGAACGCCGACGUCGACAAUGGUCCGACGGAACGCCGUUCGAAGUGCCCCGUCGUCAGAACAAAGAUCACGCCGAAAAUUUCGUGGACGUGGCCGGCAGCGGACUGCAGUGGACCAAUCAGAAUCUCUACGUUCAACCUCCCACCAGAGGAGACUAUCGAUCGCCCAUUUCUCCCGACUGUAACGAAGACAAAAAUAAUCUUUCUCGGAUGCAAGGAGGCAGGAAUAGAGGGCCGCUGAUGGACAUAUCUCUAAGCCAAUUGGAUCAGCCCGCCACGCCACUCCUUACGGGACACGGUCAUUCCAGGGCGCCCAUAAGUCUAGAAGACGAGGAACCUCCUCCUAGACCGCCUCUGCCCAGGAUCGACGAAUACGGCGGGAGAAGAGAAGCGUUCGAUGAGGAGCUUUCCAGAAGAAAUAAAACCAUGUCGGAUCCUAGGUUCGUGUCGUUCCAAAAAGAGGGAAGCGUCGGCAUCAGACUUACCGGAGGAAACGAAGUGGGAAUCUUUGUCACCGCCGUCCAACCCGGAAGUCCGGCUCUGUUGCAGGGUCUUCAGCCGGGAGAUAAAAUUUUAAAGGUGAACGACGUAGAUAUGCGGGGAAUGACCAGGGAAGAAGCGGUUUUGCUGCUUCUGACCAUUCAAGAUCGAGUCAAUUUAAUUGUACAGCAUUUCAAAGAAGAAUAUGACGAAGUUGUAUCCAAUCAGAGAGGAGAUUCGUUUUACGUCAGAACGCAUUUCAGUUACGAAGGCUCUGGUAAGAGCGAACUUAAUUUUAGAGUGGGAGAAAUAUUUCACGUAAUUGACACUCUACACAACGGAGUGGUAGGUUCUUGGCUUGUAUAUCGGCUGGGUCGCAAUAACCAAGAAAUUCAGAAAGGAAUUAUUCCAAACAGAAACAGAGCCGAGGAAUGGGCUCAAGAGCAGCAGAUUCAAGCAAAAAAAGAUACUGCUUCGGAAAGCCGGGGAAGUUUCUUCAAAAGACGCAGCGCCCGACGUUCGAAAUCGUUAAGUAAAGAUCAUUGGGAAGAUAUUGUUUUUGCAGACGGAUUAUCAAAAUUUCCUGCCUAUGAAAGAGUGACAUUAAAACAUCCUGGAUUCACAAGGCCUGUGGUUUUAUUUGGACCACUUGCAGAUGUAGCAAGAGAUAAACUACUUAAAGAUUAUCCGGAUCAGUAUGCAUCUCCACAAUUAGACAGCCAAUUAGAUGAUAUUCCAAAGAGCCAAAAAUCUUCAGGUAUAAUUCGUCUUAGUGCCAUAAAAGAAAUAAUUCAAAAAGGAAAACAUGCUGUUUUGGAUAUUACACCAAAUGCUGUUGAUCGUCUUAAUUAUGCUCAGUUUUAUCCUAUUGUGAUUUUUAUGCAUGCAGAAAAUAAACACACUGUGAAAGAGUUGCGUUCCAGAUUAGCAAAGUCCAGUCAUAAAAGCUCUAAAAAACUAUACGACCAUGCUACGAAGUUAGAAAAAUUAUGGUCACAUAUUUUUACAGCUGUUAUUACAUUAUCUGGUGCUGAUAUGUGGUACAAAAAAUUACGUGAUACUAUAGACAAACAACAGCAGCAAGCAAUUUGGGUUUCAGAAUCUAAGCCUCAAGAGACAAUUUCAGAUGACUUUUUGUUUCCUAUGACUUCAAGACUCAGUUAUGCAUCUUCUCCUGAAAGUGAUUUAGACUUGACAACUGAUACUAGGCCAAUGAGCUUGCAGGCACGAAGCACGUCACCACCAGGAGCUGAACGUCACAUGGUUAAAGCAUCAAGUGAUCCGAGCAUUGCAACACAAGAGGACAUGGGUGGAUUACCUGGUUAUAGCCAAUUACCUCCUUAUUCUAUACUAACAAGAUCUAGACAGCUCCCAUUUCAUCACUUCUAUUUCAAGGAAGCACCUACAUCAGUAAAUCAUUUAGGUCAAGAAACAAUUAAUCAUGAUAUUUUAUCUAGCCAAAGGCAACAAAUAGAUGAAACUGACAGAGAUCUUUAUUAUGGUUCAACUAUGCAAUCCAGUAUUGAUCCUUAUUCUACAUUAUCAAGAGAAAGAGCCCAUAAAAGUAAUGAAGGAUCUGAUCUUCAUCAAUCAAAAAAUAGAUCUAAUCAACCUGAACCACCUCCACGAAUUGACCGAAGUAGUAAGCCAACUCAUUUCCGUGGUAAUCAGGACAGAACAUUUGGAAGUCCUAUUCGUACAGAACAUUCUCAAGAUCCAGUUGGAAUCUCAGCAGAUUACAUAAAUACUACUAAUAAUAAAUCUCAUUCCUUAGAAAGGUCUAAUGGAAGAUUAGGUGGUUUUGAUAGUUCUUCCUUUAGUAGUGAUUCAUAUAAUAAGUAUUCAGUUGCUCCCAAUGCUCUAGAUAAUAAACCAAGAGAUCGUUACAGUUCAACUUCAGGUCCUAAUCCUCGAUCCACACACGAUCCUUAUCGCUUCACUAGAAGUACAGCUCAGCCUUCCAAAACUGUCAAUACAGAUAUAAGAAAUAGAAUGUCCCAAGUUUCUUCCAAAUACAGGUAUCUUCAUCAAUCAAAAAAUAGAUCUAAUCAACCUGAACCACCUCCACGAAUUGACCGAAGUAGUAAGCCAACUCAUUUCCGUGGUAAUCAGGACAGAACAUUUGGAAGUCCUAUUCGUACAGAACAUUCUCAAGAUCCAGUUGGAAUCUCAGCAGAUUACAUAAAUACUACUAAUAAUAAAUCUCAUUCCUUAGAAAGGUCUAAUGGAAGAUUAGGUGGUUUUGAUAGUUCUUCCUUUAGUAGUGAUUCAUAUAAUAAGUAUUCAGUUGCUCCCAAUGCUCUAGAUAAUAAACCAAGAGAUCGUUACAGUUCAACUUCAGGUCCUAAUCCUCGAUCCACACACGAUCCUUAUCGCUUCACUAGAAGUACAGCUCAGCCUUCCAAAACUGUCAAUACAGAUAUAAGAAAUAGAAUGUCCCAAGUUUCUUCCAAAUACAGAAUGUCAGACGGAAGACCAGUUCCUCCUCCUAAGCCAUCACAGUACCAAUUACGGCCAUGGCAGUCGGAAGACGAUGGAAUUGAAACUGGAUUUAAUCACGUGGGACAUGCACCCGCGGGAUUUCGAUCUUCUGAAGCUUUACCUCCUCCUCCUUAUUCUCGAAGCAGUCGCGACUGUUCCGAAUUCCCCACGCAUCCUCCGUAUUAUUCGAAACAACAUCCUCAGAUGGACGCGAGUUCCUCGAGACCGCCUCCUCCUCCUAUGCCUGACGAUCAGCGGGGUCUUCACGACACCUACAAUAGCCGGACCAUGGGUUCACCUAGUCGUCGUGGUUAUCACGACAACGAUAGCGCAGGAUUCGAUUCCGGACGCGGAAGUAGCUUGGACAGGAAUUACGACUUUCGAGCAUAUUCCAAAUCGGUGGGUAACGGUACGGGAAUGUCUCCUCCUCGGCCGACGACUCAUCUGAACGGAGGUGGACCAUAUCACAACAUUCCUUAUCCUCCUAGAAGAGAGCCGCCCAAUCCACCUCCGUACGAUCAUCAUCCGUCUCCUCCUCCUCCUCCUCCUCCGUCAGGACUGUUGGAUCUCUCCAACAGAGAAAAUCGCGGAAGUGCCUUCGAACUGUACAAAAAACCAGAUUCCAGAUCACCAUUAGGAAUGCCUCCUUCCGUUCUCGCCGGUAAUCCAGAACGUCCAAAAUCGCCGUCUCCGGCUUCCUCCGACAUCGAACGCAAUGUGGUGGCAACGGCCAGAGGAAUCUUCGAUCACACCGGAGGAACUUUAUCAUCCGAGGAAACGGGAGUCUGCAUUGUUAUUCCGCCUGGAGCACUCCCCGAAGGAAAGGAACAAGAGAUCUUCUUCAAAGUGUGUCGAGAGGACAAGAUGAUGCCUCCCCUGGAUCGAGAUAAAGGAGAAACUCUACUCAGUCCAUUGGUCAUGUGCGGUCCCCCCGGAUUGCACUUCGACGUUCCGAUCCAACUCAAAAUGCCUCACUGCGCUUCCGUCAAUCCCGAAAAUUGGUCGUUUUCUCUGAAAGCCAGCGACACUCCAGACGGUCGACCGAUAGAAUGGCGCAACGUGACUCUGGAUCACGAAGACGGAAAAACCGAGAGCAGUGUCGACGACAAUUUCGUCACAAUCUCAGUAGAUCACUUCUGAUUCUCUCGACCGGAUACUACGAUGCUGAGACGAAUAGAUGCUUAUCGUUUCGAUCGACACGAGAUUAUUAAUCGUCUCUUUCUACUUUGCGAAAUCGAAUGAAACGACGAUCGUUUGUAAAAACAAAUCACGCCGAUCGAUUUUCCGCGGAAAUAAAGAUUACAACGAACGGAAAUGCUUGUUAUCGACGGAAUUUAUUCGCCCAUAGAAGUAACUCCAAACAAGAUUUUCGAAUCUCGUAACGACUAUGAAAAUCUUUUGGAUCUUUAAAUUAUUCCACUGUUUGAUAGAUCUUUUCUUACAAGCAAAACUGUGUUCGAAUUGCGUCUACAACAACAGAAUCCUAACCGAUAACGACAGUGUAAUCUAUCGUAUUCAUUCAUGGUCAAAGUGUUCGCAAGUGCCAAAUGAUGAAACUUUAUCUAGAUUUCUGGACGUACCAAAUUACAUCCAGAAAUUUGAUACAUCGAUUUCACGUGUUACAAUAGAAAUAAACAAUAAAAAAUGCUUUCUUAUUAUAUAAAGUGACUAGAUUUUCUGAACUUCAACUCGGGACUCUGGUAAUUGAAGGUAGAAAAUAUAGGGUGCGAGGUUUCGUUGCUAAUAUGUCCAAGCCGGGACACCAAAGAACCAAAGACCGGGACUAUCUCGGUUAAUUGGGGACGUCUGAUCACUAUUAUUACAGUAACUUUAUUUUUCCGGCUGUUAUAAAUAACAGAAUGAGGAUGGAAUUAAUGACGAUUUUACAAUUUUAUAUAAAACUCAUCUUUACCCUCAAAAUUAAGCUUUUUGCCAUUUUAUAAUAAUUAAUAAUAUAAAAAGUUUUAAAUAAACUGUCAUAACAGAUGGCUCUACACAUAAUGUUAAGUUUUUUGACGGGAAAGUUAUGCAACUCGUUUUAUAUGAGCAUACAGAAAGUAUAAAUACUUGAUCGUCAUUGAGCCACCCAGAGUAUUGAGAACGCGAACAGUUAUAAAAUUAAUGAUGCUUGUUAUUGCUCGAUGCACUCCGCGGCCUUUUUAAACCCACUGAGUAUAUGAUCAAAGAGCUAUGUGAUGAAACGUGAUUCGAUGAUAACUUGUUGUGUAAAACAAAUAGACGUUACAUCUUUAAAACAGACAACACCAUUUGCAAAAUAUAUUCUUUAAAUAAUAUAAACAAGUGAUUUGAAAACGUAGAAGUCUGUCUCCCAAUUGCUUUCGCACACUUUGAUCAUAAAUUCGAAAAGUUAUAUUUUAAUGAUUCAGCAGCGCGUGGCAAAGCCAUCUGAAACAUAAGAUGGAUCAUGCAGACACUCCAUUCUCUGACUUAGAUAAGCUUUUAGGCCUAAAAGAAAUAAUCAUUUUGAUUUUUGAUGCUACCACAAGGAAUUAGCUCUUGGCAGAAUUUAAAAAAUAGCUGGUGGUGAUGAACUGAGUAUAGGCUACACUUGGCCGAACUAGUAACAGCGAUGUCUUUGAAUUCACUGAAAUUCUGGUUUAAGAUGCGGAAAAUUUCCCUCGAUUGUAUGAGAAGCGCAAAAUUAUAUAGCCAUAAUAGUCUUUCUGCAGGUACAAAGCAACCUCUCCAUCCGUGGAAAGACUAUUAAUUAACAAAGCGAAUAAAGACAAAAAUAAGAUAUUAGGAAAGCUAUUUGAAAAAUCUUUUUUUUCACUGAUAGUGUGAGAACUGGUCUUAACUUCAUUACAAUUUCUGUUUCAUUAUGUUAAUUUGUAAUCUUCGAUUAUUACUGUACAUCUUAUUGGCUCUGUUGUACUGCUACUCCAAUUGCUUACCUUACAAUCUUUAUUUUAUAUAGUCUUAUAACUUGAAAUUUCACUUUUACAGGCUGCCUCCCACGUGAUCGCGAAUGAAAAAUUUCGUAACGCCAUAUUAACGAAUGUAGUUUCGCUCUUGCGCGAUACAGAAAUGUAAGCAUUCCGGCUUAACGAAGACCGUUCACUAUGACAUAAAACGGCACAUACCGUAAUCUAUAACAACAGUAUUGUACAUACGAUAACAAAACUAAGCUAGUUGUAUUUAGACUAAACCUGAAGGUCGUAUUUUAUCUUUACAAAUUAGUAAAGAUAAAAUACAAUUAGCAGGUUAUCUUUAUUAAUAAUGCUUCGACGAUCGACGACUAAAUAUUUCUAUUUAAUGCAGUUAAAAUAUACGGACUUCGGACUCGUGAAGUUUUAGAUCGAGUGUAAAGUCGAUCGAAACUGAAAAACCCUAGAUCCGUCGAAAACUCUUGGUAACUCAUUUCUUACACUCCUUUAUAACUAUGUUUUCACCAACAAUCCUUCAUAAUUCUAUUGUUAUUCUAACUGCAAGAAUAUGAGGCAUUUUUUACUUUUUAACUAUGCGAUUGAUCAUUAAAAUUAAUCAUGUUCAAUUGCAUCUCUCUUUUCAAAAUUAUAGUUGAAAAUUUUUUAAAAUUUGUAUUUACAAAUACCAGGGAAUCAAUCGGCAUAAAUGAAUUUUCGUAUAGAGAAGGUGGUAUUAUGGAACACUGCAGGUAUUAUGGAACCACCCCAUUUCGAACUGAUAAUAAAGGCGAACUGUAGCAGAUUGUGGCUG